AUGAACGUUGGACACUUGGUGCCGUGGCUGUACUUCGUGUUGGUGAGCUGUGGACCAGCAAAUCGUGGUCGAAACGACAUUUCUCUGAACACUAAAAAACUCAAUGAACUAGGAAGCCAAGGACAGUUGCUCUUGCGUCAUAUCGCAAUAACAACGCACAGUUGUGGAAUUAAGGAUCAGCCGAAGUUUCGCAGAAAGUUGCUGCGCCAGAGUCCAGUGAGCUGCAAUGACGGAAGUCCGGCGGGUUACUACAUACGCAAGUCACACGGGAGUAGCAAGUGGCUGGUUUUCCUUGAAGGCGGGUGGUACUGUUUCGAUAAAACCAGCUGCAGGCAGAGAUUUCGUAUGAUGAAUGAAUACAUGAGCUCCCGGAAGUGGCCACGUCACAGGAAAGGUUCCGGAAUUAUGUCUUGGGAUCCUGAAGAGAAUCCGUAUUAUUUCCACGCUAAUAUGGUAAUAAUACCAUACUGCUCGAGCGAUUCCUGGAGUGGGACAAAAAACGCUUCUUCACGAGAGGAGUUUUCAUUUAUGGGGUCGUUAAUCCUCGAAGAGGUAAUCAAAGAACUUAUGCGGAAAGGGCUGAGGAACGCACAGAAGUUGUUACUUUUAGGAAGCAGCGCUGGUGGAAUUGGAGUCUUGAUCAACCUGGAUCGAGUAGCAGAGGUUGUGCACAUGCGAGCUCCGGGCGUGGAGGUUCGAGGCGUGGUGGACGCAGGCUGGUUUCUUGACAACGAACCUUACAAGCCACAGACGUGCACAAACGCCUUCUCCUGCUCCCCGACACUAGGGAUAAACAAAGGCAUCGAUUACUGGUCUCCACGGUUACCACCCGACUGUGUCGCGCAGUAUCCCACAGAGAUCUGGAGGUGCUACUUUGGACACAGGAUCUAUCCCCAUCUCAAAACCCCACUGUUCAUACUACAAAACCUGUAUGAUGCUGCUCAAAUUAAGGUCGACAACGUGUUUGAUGACAAUGGGCGUGGCGCGGAGCUGUCUAGUGGUCAGUGGUCGUACCUUCUAAAGCUGGGGGAAGAGGUCAAACAGACUCUGCAGAACGCAACAGCUGUGUUUGCACCAGCUUGUGUUUCUCAUGACGUAUUAACAGAAAGUGAGUGGUACAAGAUAAAGAUCCAGGGUGUCACCCUUGCUCAGUCCUUGUACUGUUGGGAAGAAAGCAGCGGCACAAGCAGUGGAUGCCACCAUCAACUAUUCAGCACAAACAGAGCAAACAGUGCAUCCUCCAUCAACCGAAGUGACAAGCCCCUGUCUGACGAACCUCCAUCGAGUAAUCGCAGACGUCAGAAAGGCAAACGAAAACGAAGAAGAAACAGGAAAAAGAAUAGAGGUCGAAGAGGGAAGAAAAACCGAGACCGAAGAGCAGCGGCUAAAACGAGCUGUCGUCACCAUCUACUGGACGAGUGUCCCUGGCCUCACUGCAACUGUUCGUGUCCCAAGUGUCGCUGGGACACCAUGAACGAAGUAAACAAAUAUUUCAUGAGAAGUAUCGCCAGUGUGAUGGGCAUUGAUCCCAGGAAGCUGGAGAACGUUCAUCUCUGUGGAUACUGA
This is a messenger RNA of Gigantopelta aegis, 1566 nucleotides long. Its product is annotated as palmitoleoyl-protein carboxylesterase NOTUM-like. Lineage: Eukaryota; Metazoa; Mollusca; Gastropoda; Neomphalida; Peltospiridae. The record is from RefSeq and is a predicted model, not a curated record. Bases 1 to 1566 code for a protein of 521 amino acids. The transcript has 13 exons. Gene Ontology annotation, molecular function: hydrolase activity.